Planococcus citri (citrus mealybug) is the source of this 2403-nucleotide messenger RNA. Its product is annotated as kelch-like protein 21. Lineage: Eukaryota; Metazoa; Arthropoda; Insecta; Hemiptera; Pseudococcidae. The record is from RefSeq and is a predicted model, not a curated record. Gene Ontology annotation, molecular function: protein binding; methylated-DNA-[protein]-cysteine S-methyltransferase activity. Gene Ontology annotation, biological process: DNA repair. Bases 124 to 1848 code for a protein of 574 amino acids. The transcript has 2 exons.
GUUGAAAAUUUGAUGAGAAUUGUAUUUGAGUGAGAAUUGAGAUAAUAAUUCACAAUUCACAACGAUAAAAAUUAAUUUUAAUAAUUCAUAAAAACUAGAAAGUUGUAUAAUUCCUUCAGAAGCAUGGCCUAUUUGGUUCGAACGGUAGACCUGGACCAGAUGGAGAAAACACUCUUCAAACACAUGAACGAACUGCGGUCGGAAAGUUUAUUUUGCGAUGUACGAUUCAACGUCAACGGUACCAUCAUGCCUUGUCAUCGAGUAGUAUUGUCUGCUGUAUCUCCUUACUUCAAAACCAUGUUUAAUGGAAAUUUCAAGGAAAGUAAUUCCGAUACCGUUACUAUGAAUGAUAUUGAAACUGAAACAUUUGAAGAGAUUCUGAACGCUAUGUACACGGCUAGCAUUAGUUUUCAUGCCGGUAAUGCAUAUUUCAUCCUAAAAGCCAGUCACUUAUUUCAACUAGAGAUGAUAGAAAACGCUUGCGUCUCCUAUAUCAUGGAAAAUCCCGAAAUAAACUUUUUAAUUGAGACCUGCGUGUUCGCCCGGAAUAUCCAACUUAAUAAAUUGUAUUCGAAGUGUAGCCGGACAAUAGCCGAAGAUAUCAUCGAGUAUGGAAAGACUAAUUCUUUCAAAAAAAUUCCAUUUGAUGUUUUUGAAAAAAUUCUCGGUGGUUUUCCGCGUGUGAACCUGAAGGAAAGCGAAGAAGAAGUCGUACUUCUGUUGAUAAUGAAAUGGAGUAAACAUAAUAAUGCCAGUCGUGAAGAUGUAGAAACACUUUUAGGUGCACCUAGUUUAAAAUCGACUAAAUUAAUCACCCCCUCGGUCAUGUCUCAAUUAUUGGUUUCUAGUGACGAUGAACCAAUGAAUGACGCGAGCGGAGGCAUUCCAGAGUUGCAUGAUAAUGAUUUCAAUUUAGCCUUGAAUCUAUAUAUAAAGGCUAUCGACGUAGAAACUGGCCAGAGAGGAUGGGGUAUUUUAAAACUGAACAGUGGUUUGGAUAAAUAUGUUCUUUCGUCAUUUCAUCCGACCAGUGCUUGGAGUAAAAAAGUUUGUAGAGUUGGAACGAAAGUGUAUUGCUUUGAAAUUCUCAUGACCGAUGGCGAGGAGACGAUGAAUUUUUCCUCUUAUGACGAGAAAGAUGGUACCCGAAUGCAUCUCUCAAUGCCGCCGGAAUCACCGAAUUUUUUUAUUCAUGAGUUUGAAAUAACAGUUGUGGAAACGUCGAUAUAUCUGAUGAUAACGAGCCCAUAUUUCUCCAUUUGGCUUUAUGAUUGUGAGACGAAUACUUGGAAUAACAUACUGAGAAAAAAUGAACACGAAAAUAUUUAUUGCAACGUUUCCGCGUGUACUUCUUUAAACGGAAGUUUUUACAUAAUCGCUCAGAAAGAAAAGACCACAGAAAAUAAUUUUCGGAAACCAAUCAAACAUAUAUUCUCAAUUACUUACCCCACCUUAAUCGUUAAGGAAUUGACUCAUGUACCGUUAUGCUUAAACGGAAAUUUAUUCUUGUACUUUUGUGCAUUUGAUGGUAGAAUCGCAAUAUCCGCAGUGUUUGGGACGAAAUAUGAGUAUAGAAAAAAUGCACUCUUCAUUUUUGACCUUGCCAGCAGUCAGUGGUUGAUCAGUAUGGAGAAAAUGAGAAGAUGGCAUCUUAAUUUUUACCUGUUUCAUUUCAAUGGCUCUUUACACGUGGUGGAGAAUGAUCGAGCUAUGGUUCCCAACGAAAAAUAUGAUUUAUCUUCGUGUAAAUGGACUGAUUUACCAAACUUGCCGAAACAAGUCACGAUUUCAAAUACGAAUCGAGUACUGGCCACCGGAGAAGUGUUCGGUGCUGAUGUUAAUCAGUGAGUAAUUACUCCUUUUGAGAUAUCGUGUUUGUGUUUCUUUUAUUUUCAUUGUGAAAUGAUAUGCUUUUUGUUUCUGAUUUUCUAAAAUUCGAUUCAGUUUUUGUUCUUAUUUUGUAAUGUAUCUACCUCUACGUAACUCAUGUUAUCUAUGUGUAUAUCUAUUGUUUUUUUCUUGUCGUUCGUUUUGCAUUAUUUUGUAUGGUAUGAGCGCUCUUACAGUCUUGAAAUUGUUCGAUAUUUUUCAAUGAUUACGCUUAUUUUCAAAAAUAAAAUGAUAUCUACCUAAGUACAUUGAAAAUUUGUCAAUUAUGAUUUACUUAAGUUGGUGAAAUUUCUCGAAAUGAACGCAUAGGUGAAUUAAUACCUAGAUAGUAUAGAUAAGUAGGUACACUGAACUCGAAUGGUAGCUUAUGAGUAGGUAGAAAUGUGUGAAGAAGAAUCUAUAAAAAAUACAAAACAUCAAAUCCUUCAAUCUCAAAAAACCCGCGAUUGAUAUCACACAACCGCCGAGCUAUUGUUUUUGUACCUAUAUUUCUUUUUUGAAUGAAAUGUAUGG